Molecule: messenger RNA, 690 nt
Organism: Acytostelium subglobosum LB1
Lineage: Eukaryota; Evosea; Eumycetozoa; Acytosteliales; Acytosteliaceae
Exons: 3
Source: RefSeq, a predicted model, not a curated record
AGUUCCAAACCAAGGAUGAUGGCUUCACCACCUUUUGGAAAUCAAACAGUUCAAUCACAAGUAGAGGACUCUUCACCAAUUGAUCAACUUGGUAAUAUAUUAUAUAAUCCAGACUAUACACAUUAUGUUGUACAUUCACAAAAGAGUGAUUAUGAUAUGUACAUUGGAAGAAGGAAUCCAUUGAUUGACUCAAGAUUCUCUGAUAAAUGGGGCAAUCCAUUCAAGGUUGGAGUGCAUGGAAAUAGGAAUGAAUGUAUGAAGAAGUAUCGUGAUUGGAUAUUCAGUCCAGAACAGGAUGCACUAUUCAAGUUGGCAAAGAAGGAGCUGAAAGGAAAGAUACUGGCAUGUUGGUGUGCUCCUCUAAACUGUCAUGGCUAUGUGUUGGCAGAGAUUGCCAACUCAAGUAUUGGCAAUUCCAAGGUUGAUCAGCCACAACAACAACAACUUGUUGAUAACUCAAUCACAAGUACCACCUCGACACAAACUCAACAACCUCCGGUUGCCAAGGAUGUGACGCCUGCCAAUCCAAACUCAUGGGCAGCACUGAUAAAGAAGCAACCAGUACCUUCAAGCAAGCCAUCGACUUUUGAUAAUGGAGGCAGUUCGUCUGUCGAACCUACAAAGGUUAGCAAGCCAUCGAACGACUCACUUGAUGACUUUCCAGCAUUGGGUGGCGGAUUGAAAAAGAAG